Messenger RNA from Diaporthe citri, 552 nucleotides. RefSeq lists its product as uncharacterized. NCBI's taxonomy places the organism in Eukaryota, Fungi, Ascomycota, Sordariomycetes, Diaporthales, Diaporthaceae. The coding region runs from base 1 to 552 and encodes 183 amino acids. The transcript is spliced from 2 exons. The record is from RefSeq and is a predicted model, not a curated record.
AUGGAGAUAGAGUCUGAGCCGAUAAAAAAUGAGCUGUUGGUGGCGAAUGAGGAGGAAGUAGAGCGACUACUCGUUGAUUCUUCCGAAGACGCUGAAUCAGAGCUUCUUCUCAGGCUCUUUGGCUCUUCAGAGGACGUUGGCUCGGAGCUAGUGCUUCUAGACUCUACAGAUGUUGACUCAGAGCUCGUCCUACUGGGCCCUUCAGUCGACGCGAACUCAGUGCUACUGCUGGUAGUCUCUUCGGAGAACAUUGACUUGAAUGACGUUGACUGGGAGCUUGAACUUCUAGAAUCUGCAAAUUUUGACUCAGAACUCGUACUGGUGGGCUCCUUAGAGGACAUUGGCUCAGAGGACGCUGGCUCAGAGGACGUCGGCUCAGAGGACGUUGGCUCAGAGGACGUUGGUUGGGAGCUCGUACGCGUAGGUUCUUUAACCGAAGCCGAUUCGGAGCUCGUGCCUAUGCUUUCGGCCACGGAUUCGGAGCUUGAACUUGUUGAUUCUUCCGAAGACGAUGAUUCAGAACUGGUACUCGUGGGCAUUUCAGACGUGUAA